AUCUAAUUUUGAAUAUUUGAUGACCCGUAAUAGUUGACUUAGCGACGGUGAUGGCGAUAUUUUUCUAGGGCUUCAUGCGGUUUCAAGGAUGGGAUCCGGGGAUUCUUGGAGACAUAAGGAUUCGGGUCGAUCCUUUACAUGAUGAUCAGAUAACAAGGGGGAUCCGAUUGGUGUUACUGGUGGAUUGGUUCGGGGUGAUCCGGACCGAUGAGGUUUCUCAUAAUACAGAUCUCGUCAUUAUUUGUCGAGCUUCUCUCAUGGGUCAAAGGGAGAUCGUAGGUUUCCAUGAUUCAAUAAUGGAAAAGGAAGGUUGUAAUCUGGGUGGAUCUGAGAAGGUUUCUCGAAUCGGAGAGUUAAUGGAGUUAAUCGGGGUACAUGGUUGGCUUAAUUCUUAUCUGGUGGAGACUUCUGGAAGAUGUCCCUCUGAGGUGUUUCUUUGGUCUGAGUGGAUACAUACAAGAUCUGAGGUGUUCCUUACCGUUCUGGAGAUGGAAAAGACAACAUGUAAGAAAAUUCUUGAGCAAGGGUUGUAUGCUAUCUAACGGGGUGUUCGAUAUAUUUGCAUCAGAGGAGCUUGGUUUCCAGGUGGUAUUAUCGGACCUUGAUUGGGAAUGGGAUUAUAAUAGGAUCUUUAAGACAGGAGAUCAACCUGACGGGUGCUUCUGGGCGAUCAUGUUUGUUCUUGGAAUCCAUAAUUGGAUGUAUCAGGAAGCUGACGAUAAUUGUUACUUUAAAUGGUGUCUGGAAAUAUUUAUUGUUGGGUGGAGUUUUUGGUUUCUGUUGUUCAAUGAAACCACGGACUUCGGCAGGAAUAAUGGCUUUUGUGCUUUCCAUGAUAAUUGUGGUAAUUUUAGUGAAUUUAUAUGGAGUUUAAGGUACUGGAGUUUGGAACAUCUUGUAAUUUGGAAAUAUCAUGAUACCAUUGAAUCUGUAUCUCCUAGCUCAGAUGGAGCUUAUUCAAGAAUUUGUUAUU
Molecule: messenger RNA, 973 nt
Organism: Raphanus sativus (radish)
Lineage: Eukaryota; Viridiplantae; Streptophyta; Magnoliopsida; Brassicales; Brassicaceae
Exons: 2
Coding region: 75-542 (155 amino acids)
Source: RefSeq, a predicted model, not a curated record